Aspergillus niger is the source of this 1692-nucleotide messenger RNA. RefSeq lists its product as uncharacterized. The coding region runs from base 1 to 1692 and encodes 563 amino acids. The transcript has a single exon. NCBI's taxonomy places the organism in Eukaryota, Fungi, Ascomycota, Eurotiomycetes, Eurotiales, Aspergillaceae. Gene Ontology annotation, molecular function: phosphoprotein phosphatase activity. The record is from RefSeq and is a predicted model, not a curated record.
AUGCAAUCUCAAGCAUCACAGUCUGCCGGUUCAGCGUCCUAUGUACCAGGUCAACCACCCCAGAACAGCUUUGGGGCGUUUGACAACAUCAAUUUGGCUGCUAUGGUUCCCCCGUUCCAGAAUGGCAUGGCUGCGCCAAACGAAAAUGUUCCAGGGUUUCAACAGCCCUUUUGGCAGCUCCCAUGGGAGCAACAGCAAUUGCUAUUCCAUGCUCCUGUGGGUGAAUCCACUAACCCUUCUUUCGGUUUCCCUCCGUUGAAUGACAUGGGUGCGUUCCCUGGUGGAUUACCUCCCAUGUUUCCGCCUGCGUUCAUGAACUUUGCGUCAACGAAUCCAUUGAUGGCAAUGCCACCGUUCGGACCCAUGGCCUUCCAAGCAGCUGGCUCUGCUGGAAUCAAUACCCGCAAUAUGUCCAGUCAGGUCCCAUCACCACGCCCGGGUUCUUCAUCCAGGGCACGCGCUAGUCCUCGACCUCGUUCCAAAAGGUUCGACUCCCCGACACCACCUAAAAGAGCUAUGCCAACACCGGCCUACCUCGAGCAGUCGUCAAAGCCAGCCAAACGGAACUCCUGGUCACAACCUCUACUAGUCAUCCUGGAUUUGAAUGGCACGCUCGUCCACCGGCCUGACCGGUACAUGCCACCUCGGUUUAAGAGAAGAGCGGGACUGGACAUCUUCAUACAGACGUUGAUGCAGAAAUACAAAGUCAUGAUAUGGUCGAGUGCCCGACCUCCCACCGUAGACGGCAUCUGCCGCCAACUCUUCAUCAAUGACAGCCGGACGCAAAUCGUCGCCGAAUGGCACCGCGAGCACUUCAAUCUCACUCCGCAGCAAUACGAUGCCAAAAUCCAGGUCUACAAAACCCUCAGUACCGUAUGGGCCGACGAAAAGGUCCAAGCAUCAUACCCCAACCCCAAAGACCUAGGCUCGUCCGUGCCUGCAACCUUCCAAAAGACCCGCUGGGACCAAACCAACACCAUCUUAAUCGACGACACCCGCCUCAAAGCAAGCAGCGAACCAAGCAAUCUCCUCGAAAUCCCCACCUUCGACGGAUCCUCCGGCGCCGAAGACGCCGCCACAUUAACCAAGGUCCUCCAAAUGCUCGAGGAGCUAUCCUUACACGACGACGUCAGCCAAGUCCUCCACAAAUGGUACAACUCGAUCCCCAAAACAGGCAACCUCUGCCUGGACAUCAAGCUCCAAGAAGACCCCGAAGCCCAACAUCAACUCCAAACCCAAUGCUACAACGGCCCCCUCACCCCAACGGAGAUCGCCGAAGCACGCAAACAGCGCCGCAAAGCCCGCAAGCGUGAAAAGGUCGCCGAGAAAGCCAGAGCCCGUCAGAUCCAGAAGCAAGAACAGCGUUUAGCCAAACAGUACCCACCCCCUCCCACAUAUACCCCAGGGGUCGUCGCCUCAUCUACUGUCGAUGAGACGAAUACUGUCACACCACGUACAGAUCUCUCUUCCUCCAACUCAUUCCCUCCUCAUUCUCCAUCAUCACCUUCAUCUGACUCGACACCGGGUGGCACUGCUAUACCAACAGGAUAUGAUGUCAAUGACAAGGUCAAAAGGACUUUGAGGGUUGCUGGUGAUGAUGAUGCGAGUGAUCGUUCCCCGUCGCCUGCUGCCUCAACUCAAUCUGAGAAUUAUCUCUUGGAUCGGUUGGAGGAGUCAUUGAAGACGGGUUGA